Elaeis guineensis (African oil palm) is the source of this 2416-nucleotide messenger RNA. Its product is annotated as pentatricopeptide repeat-containing protein At5g48910. Gene Ontology annotation, molecular function: protein binding; RNA binding; zinc ion binding. Gene Ontology annotation, biological process: RNA modification. The record is from RefSeq and is a predicted model, not a curated record. NCBI's taxonomy places the organism in Eukaryota, Viridiplantae, Streptophyta, Magnoliopsida, Arecales, Arecaceae.
UCAUUGGUUUCUUAUGAUCCAAAGCCCUCCCAUCGUAGAUGGCUAUGGCUACAGAGCCUCCUCCAACCACCACAGCUCGUCCACUAUCUCAAAAUCCCAAUAGAACCUCCCUUGCUCACCUCCUCGACACCAAGUGCCACCGCUCCUUCCCUCUCCUCAAGCAAGCCCACGCCAUUCUCAUCAAACAAGGCCUCUCCCAAGACAACUACCUGGCCGGCUCCCUCGUGAGAAAUUAUGCCAAUCCUGGAUUCUCCAGCUUCGACUCUGCAGUCAAAGUGUUCGACCAAGUGCCUGACCCCCAUGCCUUCUUGUGGAAUGCCUUGAUCAGAGGCUCCCUCGAUAACCAUAUUCCACGCAAAGCCAUCUCCUUCUACUGCAGCAUGAUGGCACAGGGUUCCACACCCAACAAGUUUACCUUCCCAUCCCUCUUCAAGGCAUGCACUGCUGCCAAGGCUCUUCAAGCAGGAUGUCAGUUGCACGCCAGUGCUGUCAAGUAUGGACUCGAGCAAGAUGGGUAUGUAGUAAGUGCUGGAAUUCAGAUGUAUGCUGCCUUUGGUAUGCUGAUUGAAGCACGCCGAAUGCUUAUUGCGGGCAAUGGAUCGGACCCUGUGUGUUGGAAUGCAAUGAUAGAUGGGUACAUGAGAGAAGGAGAACUAGAGGCAGCAAGAGAUUUGUUUGAUGUCAUGCCUUGCAGAAACAUUGGAUCAUGGAAUGCAAUGAUCUCUGGGUAUGCAAGAAAUGGUAUGAUCAAAGAAUCAAGAGGAUUAUUUGAUAAGAUGCCACAAAGAGAUGAGGUUUCUUGGAGCGCCAUGAUUGAUGGUUACGUGCAUUGUGAUCAUUUUGCGGACGCUCUGGCUACAUUCCAAAAGAUGCUAAGGGAGGGUAUUAAACCAAAGAAGUUUGUUUUCUCGAGUGUACUUGCAGCUUCUGCCAAUGUGGGUGCACUGGAGCAAGGCAGAUGGAUCCAUGCUUAUAUUGAACGGAACUCUGUUCAUGUUGAUGCUGUUCUUGGGACAUCUUUGGUUGACAUGUAUGCGAAAUGUGGUCGUCUGGACUUGGCAUCAGAGGCCUUUGAGAAAACUGCAACCAAAGAAAUUUUCUCAUGGAAUGCCAUGAUUGGAGGGUUUGCGAUGCAUGGCCAUGCAAGGGAGGCCAUUGAGCUUUUCUUCCGAAUGGAAAGGGAGAAGUUUAGGCCAGACAUGAUAACCUUUGUAAAUGUGUUGAGUGCAUGUUCACAUGGUGGAUUGGUGAAAGAAGGCAAGCAAUUCUUUAAUUUAAUGAAGCAAGAGUAUGGCAUGACACCUAAAGUAGAGCACUAUGGGUGCAUGGUGGACCUUUUAGGCCGAGCAGGGCUAUUUAGGGAGGCUGAGGAGAUGAUAAAUUCAAUGCCUAUCACGCCAAAUGCUGCUGUAUGGGGAGCUCUGUUAAAUGCCUGCAGGAUUCAUGGAAAUGCACAAUUGGCUGAGAAGGUUGGAAAUAUCUUGCUUGAAUUAGAGCCAGAGAACAGUGGCCGAUACACUCUGUUGUCGAAUAUUUAUGCAAAAGCAGGGAGGUGGAAUGAUGUUUCGAAAGUGAGGAAGUUGAUGAAGGAUCGAGGAGUAAAAACUAUUCCAGGGAGCAGCUUAAUAGAAUUGGAUGGCAUGAUUCACAAAUUUAUUGUAGGAGAUUGUACACAUCCAAGUACAAAGGAGAUUAACUUGAUGAUAGAGGAGAUGUUGGAACGGUUAAAAUUAGAGGGUUAUGCUCCAAACACCAGCCAGGUGUUGUUUGAUAUUGAUGAGGAGGACAAGGAGACUGCACUUAGCUACCACAGUGAGAAGCUUGCCAUUGCAUUUGGGUUGCUUAAUACCACACCUGGGACAACCAUUAGAAUUAUGAAGAAUUUACGUGUAUGUGAGGAUUGUCACCUCGCAAUAAAACUAAUCUCACGUGUGUACGACAGGGAGAUUGUUGUAAGAGAUCGUGUCCGCUACCAUUGUUUUAAAGAAGGGAAAUGCUCUUGCAUGGACUUUUGGUGAACUUAGAGAUGCACCAAGGCCAAGAGUCGGAUUGCCAUCACUGUGACUGUUACUGAGCUAUGUAGGUGGUGCAAAGGAAGUAAUCAAUAUUGCAAUGACAAGCAUCGCUAUGACUAGUAUCGAGCUGUGAAGGUGAUGCAAAGAACCAAUAUUGCAAUGACCAGGUCAAAAAAGAGCAUGCUACUACUGUCAUCAUAAUGGAAAAUAUAGAUUAGGAAGGAUGUCUAGGGUUUUGCCUCCAGAGUGUAUGACAGCUACUGUUGCUUCUACUAAUACUGUGUCUAUCUGUGAAAAAUAAUUUUGCUACAGAAUGUAUAACAAUGACCUGUGACUUUUAAAGUUCACAGUCAAGCAAUUUACACAUCAUCAGACAUUUAAAACUGCAAGUUUUUGCAACA